CUUAUAAAGGCGCUUGGCGCGGUAGCCAAGACACUUCCAGGGUGUCCAGCGACUCUACAGCUCAUCUCCUUCCUCACCGGGUACAAUGGCAAAGCGUGCGGCAGUGAUCCUUGCUGGCUGUGGAGUCUAUGAUGGGACUGAGAUCCACGAGGCUUCUGCCAUCCUGGUCCACCUUAGUCGGGCUGGUGCGAAGGUCCAGAUGUUUGCCCCCAAUGCUGAUAUGAUGCAUGUAGUGAACCACUGUGAGGGAAAACCUGUGGCAGACAAGCGGAACGUGAUGGAGGAAAGUGCCCGCAUUGCUCGAGGAGAGGUCACCGACUUGGCCAAGCUAAACGUAGCUGACCAUGAUGUGCUCAUCAUUCCAGGAGGGUUUGGAGCAGCCAAGAACCUGAGCGACUGGGCCACCAAAGGGAAAGAGUACUCAGUGAAACCUCUGGUUGAGAAGGUCAUCAAGGGUUUCCACCAGGCAGGCAAGCCUAUUGCCCUGUGCUGCAUUUCUCCAGUUCUUGCUGCAAAGGCCAUCCCUGGCUGUGAGCUCACCGUAGGCCACGACUGCGAGUGUGAGAAGUGGCCAUACGCUGGCGUAGCCAAGUCCAUGGUGGAGCUGGGCAGUAAGCACGUUAAUAAGAACGUGGGAGAAGUGCAUGUGGAUAAGAAGAACAAGCUGGUGACUACCAGUGCCUUCAUGUGCAACGCCCCCAUACACGAGGUCUUUGAUGGACUGGGGGUGAUGGUCACCGAAGUUCUUAAACUGGUCUGAUUUCAUUCAUUUCAAAUGUUCAGCCUGGAGAAUCAUUACAAUGUCCUUUGCUGUGUCUAGUAUGCAAACAAUGUCUCGUUUCUUAUUGUGGUGAUAUUUAUUUGUGCUUAUGUAUUUCACUUUAAACCAUAAUCACCACUCAUCUUGGCCAUCUGCGUGUAAAUGUUUUGUGAUAAUACUGGUCAAUAAAAUAAAUGUUUAUCAUGAA
Messenger RNA from Pygocentrus nattereri (red-bellied piranha), 968 nucleotides. RefSeq lists its product as uncharacterized. The coding region runs from base 86 to 760 and encodes 224 amino acids. The record is from RefSeq and is a predicted model, not a curated record. The transcript has 5 exons. Lineage: Eukaryota; Metazoa; Chordata; Actinopteri; Characiformes; Serrasalmidae.